This is a messenger RNA of Hydatigera taeniaeformis, 624 nucleotides long. The record is from the annotation of a GenBank genome assembly. Lineage: Eukaryota; Metazoa; Platyhelminthes; Cestoda; Cyclophyllidea; Taeniidae.
AUGUACCCAGUUCCUCAACAGGUUCGGUUCUCGCACGUUGACGUCACAAAUGUUCCCAGCUUCGAUAAACAUCGACUCGAGAUUACGAAAGAUCCAAAAUCUGUUUCCUCAAAAACCGAGGUCGACCGGAAGAUCUUUACCUAUACAAUAGCAUUUGCUGGUACGGUUUUGGCAACUACGUCGGCGAAAUAUGCAGUUAAGACGCUGAUCCAAAGCAUUGGUCCCUCAGCCUCGACUCUAGCCCUCGCAAACUUGGAAGUGAAUUUGGCUUCCAUUCCUGAAGGAAAAAAUGUUGUUUUUAAGUGGAGAAAUAAACCGUUAUUUGUACGGCAUCGGACUCAAAAUAUGAUUGAUAUGGAGCGCAGCGUUCCACUCUCAGCUCUUCGUGAUCCGGAGACUGAUGAACAACGAGUAAAGGACCCAAGAUGGCUUGUUUGUGUAGGCGUUUGCACGCAUUUGGGCUGUGUCCCUAUUGCUGAUGCCGGUGAAUUUGGUGGCUAUUACUGUCCCUGUCACGGCAGCCAUUUUGACUUUUCGGGACGUAUUCGAAAGGGUCCAGCUCCGACCAACAUGGAAGUUCCUAGCUACAAGUUUAUUGAUGAAAGCACUCUUCUAGUUGGCUAA